CAGGGGGGGAAGGAGGAAGUGGGGCGGCCCGCGGGGCUCUGCCGCCGCUGCUCCGGUAGUCGCGGGGCUCUGCCGGCGGCUGCUGGAGGGGAGAGUCCUUCCCGCGACGCGUGGGCUGACUGUCCUUCAGGGCGGACUUGCGCCCCGGCGCCGCCACUGAAGGGAGGCAGGCAGGGAGCGGGGAGCCCCCCGCCGGGCCGCGGCGCCUCGCCGGGGAAGUUUGGUGCGGGGCGGGAUCUCGCCGGCCGCGGCGGUGGCGCCGGGUAUGAACGGCUUCGCCCCCGAGGAGGUGGCCCAGCGCGGGGCAGACCCCGCCGCCGCGGCGGUGGUGAGCAAUGCGGGCUCCGCCGUGGAGGUGCCGCCGCCGCCAGCGCCGCCGGGGCUGGGUCCGGCCGCCGCCGCGGGCUCGGCGGGCGGCGGGUGCGCGGGCGGCCCCGGGGCCGGGCAGCUGUGCUGCCUGCGGGAGGAGGGGGAGCGAUGCGGCCGCGCCGCUGGCAACGCCAGCUUCAGCAAGCGCAUCCAGAAGAGCAUUUCGCAGAAGAAGGUGAAGAUCGAGCUGGACAAGAGCGCAAGACAUCUGUACAUUUGUGACUUCCACAAAAAUUUAAUUCAGAGUGUGAGAAAUAGAAGAAAGAGGAAAGGCAGCGACGAUGAUGGUGACUCACCAGUGCAAGACAUCGACACUCCAGAGGUUGAUUUAUAUCAGUUACAAGUAAACACACUUCGAAGGUACAAAAGACACUUCAAGCUACAGACCAGACCGGGACUUAACAAAGCACAGCUUGUUGAAAUAAUUGGCUGCCACUUUAGGACAAUUCCAGUGAAUGAAAAGGACACCUUAACAUACUUCAUCUACUCAGUGAAGAAUGACAAGAACAAACCAGAUCUAAAGAUGGAUAGUGGGAUUCAUUAGACAGAAAAGGUUGGGACUGAGACUCAGGCUGCAAAUGAAAAGACUGAGGUUUUGUUGAUAUGCAAAAGCUUUCUUUGUAACUUUUUCUCCUGAGAGAGUUUGUCUGUUUUAUUUUUCAUAACCUUGCUGAUUUGUUUGAAAACCAUCUCUUAUGAAACAAAUUUCCUCAGCAAAAGUAUUUUAAAUAAAUAUCACUGAUAUUGUUGCUCAAA
Camarhynchus parvulus is the source of this 1125-nucleotide messenger RNA. RefSeq names its product Sin3A associated protein 30 (gene SAP30). The record is from RefSeq and is a predicted model, not a curated record. Gene Ontology annotation, molecular function: transcription coregulator activity; protein binding. Gene Ontology annotation, cellular component: histone deacetylase complex. Gene Ontology annotation, biological process: regulation of DNA-templated transcription. NCBI's taxonomy places the organism in Eukaryota, Metazoa, Chordata, Aves, Passeriformes, Thraupidae. The transcript has 4 exons. The coding region runs from base 266 to 913 and encodes 215 amino acids.